Spodoptera exigua (beet armyworm) is the source of this 1422-nucleotide messenger RNA. The record is from the annotation of a GenBank genome assembly. Lineage: Eukaryota; Metazoa; Arthropoda; Insecta; Lepidoptera; Noctuidae.
AUGCUACUGAAAGAAUCGAAAGUUCGAGAAAUUAAAUUACAGCAUUGUGGUAACAACUAUAGCUGGUUGCGUUCCAAACACCUUCAGAAUGAGGAUAGCAAGACUAACAAGGAACUGGAGAGAUUACGGCCUAUGAUACAAAAGAUGUCAUCGGAGAAUUGCGCCAAAAUCGCUGUCAAACUGGACGCCAUGACAGAUGGCGAUGAAAUGUCAUCGACGAUUUUAAGAACUUUGAGGAAACUUUUAAAUGAACAAUAUAGCAUUCAACUGAUGGAAGAUAAUGUGGCUAAGGCGAAAGAAAGGGGCUUAAAGAAGACUAGGCCUUAUAAUAAGGUCCAUCCCGUGUUGAUCCCCGAUGGAAGACAGGCCACAGUGUCUUUUAUAUUCCUCGAGUUAAUUACAAGAAGAAACCCUGCUCUCACUCCUAAAUUGGUGACCCUCCUGAAGAAAAAGAACACAAGUAAAUACGGCAAAUCCCUGCAAGUCAGAAGAAAUAUGGCCAGCGAACAAUUCAGCGACGCCCACGGCGUAACGACAGUGCAGAGCGACGUGGCGACAAUAUCCCUGCCCGCCAGAUUGCCACCAUUUUGGCGCCAAAAUCCUCGCCUAUGGUUUGCGCAAUUCGAGGCAGCUGUUGCCGCCAGCAAAAUAGGAGAAGAGCAGAAGUUUAACCUCGUCGUACCAUUGCUCGGCAACAACGACCUUGAACAGAUCGCCGACAUCAUCUUAAGCCCCCCAGCAACCGGCAAGUACAGCACACUGAAAGAACGGCUGAUCUCCACGUAUCAAGAGUCUGACCAUCGCCAGCUACAGAAACUGCUGAGUGGUCUCGAGCUCGGCGACCAAAAACCGAGCCAGCUACUCCGCAAGAUGCGUGACCUCAGCGGCAAACUCCUGUCCGACGAGGCACUUAAAGUAAUGUGGCUGAAUCAACUACCAGCUCAAAUACGCGCCGUACUCUCCGUCAACACAGAGUCAUCACUCGAGAUGCUAGCCGCAAUGGCUGACAAAAUGAUGGAGCACUUCAAGCCAGCAUCCGUCAACGCAGUCUCCACAGCAACAGCAUGUCAAGACAACUUACACAUCGCCUUACUGUCGAAACAAAUAGAAAAGCUAUCACUUGAAAUCGCCGAACUCCGUACCAACCAGCAAAACCACCGACAUUUCCCGCGCUUUCCACACCGCAACCGCAAGCAAGCAGAAGCGAAGCUCGAAGCACACGAAGACACGAAGUUGCGGUCCACGACACUGGACGCGUCUGUAGUCGUCGGCGGCACCGGAGCGAAAGGACGCGUCUCGCGGCACGCGCCCUAUUAUAGCCUCGCGCUGUGCUCGCGACAUCACGACGAACGGCGACCGCGACGGCGCAUGCGCGCAGCCGCUCUGCCGAGCCUUGCGAUAAACGCGCGCUGCUAUUGGUAG